AGAUAAGGCGCAGGGACACAACACAAGGAAUGGUCUUGGUGUGAACCAUAGCCAUGGCUACUUCAUCAACCACAUUAUUGCUAUCAUCACUCAUACCUGCAAGCAUCCCAUCAUUCAACUCUGGAAACCAUUCAGUUUUUUUGCUUCAAAACCGUUCUUUGAAUCGACCCAAGAAGAGAGUUUCCUUCGUUGUUCAAGCAGCCAAGCCCCCUAUUGGUGUGGAAAUUCCAAAGGUGCAGCCUCAAUUUAAGCCUCCGUUUCUUGGGUUCACUAAGACUGCAGAAGUAUGGAACUCUAGAGCUUGCAUGAUUGGAAUCAUUGGAGUUUUUAUUGUAGAGUUUAUAAUAAACAAGGGCAUACUUCAAGUGAUUGGGGUUGAUGUUGGCAAAGGCCUUAAUAUUCCUCUCUGAACAUUAUUUUUGGCUGUGCUCGUAAAUGUUGUCAUAUAUAAAGUCAAUGUUUUAACCUUUUUUCUUAUUGAUCUCAAGAACAAUUUUUCAAAUUGCCGUGUCAUUUGAAAAUCUUCUGUAAUCUAAUAUCUGUAUUGAGGUAUAUUUCUGAUAUUCUUGGGUUGACUUGUUGGUUUGGUAUCUGGAACUCGAAACUGCCUGUCAAGCUAUUUACGAAGUUAUUCAUCAAUUUGAAUUGUUUUACCAAA
Molecule: messenger RNA, 658 nt
Organism: Glycine soja
Lineage: Eukaryota; Viridiplantae; Streptophyta; Magnoliopsida; Fabales; Fabaceae
Product: light-harvesting complex-like protein OHP1, chloroplastic
Exons: 3
Coding region: 54-410 (118 amino acids)
Source: RefSeq, a predicted model, not a curated record